Molecule: messenger RNA, 348 nt
Organism: Entamoeba dispar SAW760
Lineage: Eukaryota; Evosea; Mastigamoebida; Endamoebidae
Exons: 2
Coding region: 1-348 (115 amino acids)
Source: RefSeq, a predicted model, not a curated record
AUGCAACAAAACACACCACAAAAACCACAAACACCAUCAGAUGAAAGUUAUCGAUUUUAUCAACUCCUUCUAUUUAACUUCUCACAGUUUAUUGCGGAUGAAGAAUUCAACAGAUAUUGGGAUGUUUUCACUGGAGAAAAAGGAUUUGAAACACUUGCACCAGAAGAUAAACCAUGGGAGACAGAAGGAGCAAAUCUCGAAGAAUAUUUCAACUAUGGAUUUAAUGAAAAGACGUGGUCGGGGUAUGCAAAGAAACUGAGAGAAAAAAGAAAUCACAACAGUGGACACAACAGUCAAAACAAAAUAAGCAAUCAUGGACUUAGAACCAAAAAACAAAAUAAAAAAUGA